AUGAUGCGAUCCGUGUUGUGUUUUCUGGUAUUGCUUCUAUGCGUUUCCUCUGUCUCUUUGGCGGCUCAAGAGGGACCUGUUUCUCAAGUGAAUACCACUGAUCAUGGAGUUUCUGAAGUUACGUGUGAAAGUUCCGAACAACCUGAUAAACCUUGUGCUUCUCAAGUACCUGCUUCUUUACCUGUUAAAUCUCCUGUUCCUCCUGAGCAGCAUGUAGAGAUUGGUCCUUCUGUUCUUCAAGGAGUCGCUCAUGGUGGUCCUGUUGCGGGUACUUCCUUGCAAAGAAGUGAUGCUGCAGCUCAUGCGACUGAAGCAGAGCGUAGACAAGUUCAAGAUAGACUGAAGCCAGUUGGUAGUCAAGAGGCAGAAAGAGAGGAAGCGGAGACUUUGGUAAACAAUAAAAAGGCAGGGGCAUUAUCAUCGUUAUCUCCUGAGCAGUCGCCACAAGGUGGUACAGGUGGUCCUGGUUCUGAGGGGCAACAGAAACAGAUAGACAGAGUUACACAGGGCUCUCAAGAAGAAAACCGCAACAAAGAAACGAAUACUGAAAGCUCGGAAUUGCCGACAAAUGCUGACUCCACACAACGUCCUACUGCAGAUGCACCUCCUGCUGACACAACCCCAUCUAAUCCACACUCUGGUGAUUCAAGCACACCAAAUAACCGGAGCGCAGAGCCCAACAGUACCGCUGAUACCUUGACAACUUCAGAAGAGAGUGAAGGAACAAAUAACGAGAUUGCGAAUGCUUUGAGUGAAUCAACCACCACCACAACAACCACAACACUUCCUCUUGAGUCUGCAAACAACAAGAAGGGUGAUGCAGACAGCAGCAGCAGUAUCAGCAGUUCUGUGUGGGUGCGUGUACCACUACUGAUUGUGGUUACACUGGCCUGUAUUCUUGUGUGCUGA
This is a messenger RNA of Trypanosoma theileri, 909 nucleotides long. RefSeq lists its product as uncharacterized. Bases 1 to 909 code for a protein of 302 amino acids. The transcript has a single exon. The record is from RefSeq and is a predicted model, not a curated record. Lineage: Eukaryota; Euglenozoa; Kinetoplastea; Trypanosomatida; Trypanosomatidae.